Messenger RNA from Carassius carassius (crucian carp), 3006 nucleotides. It is a transcript of the gene slc6a16a, whose product is annotated as solute carrier family 6 member 16a. Bases 290 to 2380 code for a protein of 696 amino acids. Gene Ontology annotation, cellular component: membrane. Gene Ontology annotation, biological process: sodium ion transmembrane transport. Lineage: Eukaryota; Metazoa; Chordata; Actinopteri; Cypriniformes; Cyprinidae. The record is from RefSeq and is a predicted model, not a curated record. The transcript is spliced from 12 exons.
UGAGUUGUUCUCCAAUGACAGAGCACCCGACACAACGUCAGGGUCUGGCGUUACAUUUGCCAAAGUUGUACAUUCGGAGCCGAGCCCUCCAACGUGGCGAUCCCCCCAAUCCAGCCAGCCAGCCAGCCAACCAACCCAAGAGCGGGGUAAAAAUACUGCAGUGGGUCUGAACCACUGGAUUUUCUGCUGAAUCACUAACAUAGAGGCUUCCAGUCGAAGAUUAGCGGUUUAAGUAGAAAAAUACCAUAAAAAGUACUACAGGGCAACUCCCCCUGAAACGGGCUACAAGAUGGAGAAGCUGCCGUUGCCCAGUGAUGAGGAUGGCAGUGUUUUGGCUGAGAGUCGAUCAGACAUGGCUCUGGUGGUGGCUGAUGAAGCAGGGUCUGCGGGUGCUGGUGUGCCAGAGGACGACAGGCCAGCGUGGGACAGCAAGCUGCAGUAUGUGCUCGCUCAGGUGGGCUUUAGCGUUGGUCUGGGCAAUGUCUGGAGGUUCCCCUAUCUCUGCCACCAAAAUGGAGGAGGUGCCUUUAUGUUACUGUAUGUGAUGCUGUUGCUCAUUAUCGGGGUUCCUCUGUUCUUCAUGGAGCUGGCCGCUGGGCAGAGCAUCCGUCAGGGCAGCAUUGGGGUCUGGAAGCACAUCUCGCCUCGCCUCGUCGGCAUCGGUUACUCCAGCUGCAUGGUUUGUUUCUUCGUGGCCCUGUACUAUAAUGUGAUCAUUGCCUGGGCUCUGUUCUAUAUGGGGAAUUCAUUCCAGUAUCCAUUGCCAUGGGAGCAGUGUCCUGUAGAUAUGAUCUCAAACCAGACAGUGAAGGAAUGUGCUUCAAGCUCUCCUACCUCGUAUUUCUGGUUCAGAAAGGCUCUGGAUAUCUCAGACUCCAUAGAUCAGUCAGGAGAGUUUAACCCCAUCAUGACCGGUUGCCUGCUUGCAGCCUGGACUAUAGUGUGUCUCGCGAUGAUCAAGGGCAUCAAGUCUUCUGCCAAGGUGAUGUAUUUCUCCUCUGUGUUCCCUUACGCUGUGUUGAUCUGUUUUCUAAUCAGAGGGCUCAUGUUGGACGGCGCUAUAGAGGGCAUCAAAUAUAUGUUUUAUCCCAAGCUGGAGAUCUGGGGGGAAGUGCAGGUGUGGCGUCAGGCUGCUACACAGGUUUUCUUCGCUCUGGGUCUGGGUUACGGCUCUGUGAUCGCUUACUCGUCCUACAAUCCCGUGCAUAACAACUGCCACCGGGACGCCAUCAUGGUCUCAGGCAUCAACUUCAUGACCUCAGUACUGGCCUCUCUGGUUGUCUUCGUGGUCCUCGGUUUCAGAGCUAAGAACAUUGCCUUGGAUUGUGUUGCAGCUAAUGUGGCCAGGAUGGCAGGAAUAGCAACUACAGGUUCGUCGGAGCAUUGGUGGCCAUGGUUCAACAUUUCAGACCCCAAGUCAGUGACUCUUCAAGACUACAGAGAAUGGUACAGCCACUAUGGAAGCCUGCUAGGGUCAAACCUCACUGACUGUGACCCGGAGAGAGAAAUGAGCGAGGGCGUGGAGGGCACGGGUUUGGCAUUUAUAGCAUUUACGGAGGCGAUGGCAUUGUUUCCUGCAAGUCCAUUUUGGUCGACUUUGUUCUUCUUCAUGCUGCUGAAUUUGGGCCUCUCCACCAUGUUUGGCACCAUGCAGGGGAUUCUUACCCCACUCAUGGACAACUUCCGAGUGCUGGGGCGCCACAAGACCAUGUUGACGGUGUGUAGCUGUGUCCUGGGCUUCUUCAUUGGCCUGCUGUUCACUCAGAGAAGUGGCAACUAUUUCGUAACGAUGUUUGAUGACUAUUCUGCCACAAUGCCACUGAUCAUCGUUGUGGUUUUUGAAACCGUCAGCGUGGCGUGGAUUUACGGUGCUGAUCGUUUCUUGGAUGAUGUGGAGGUGAUGCUGCACUGGCGUCCUCCAGUGAUUUAUCGCUAUUUGUGGAAGUAUGUGUGUCUGUUCGGCAUGGUGGGACUGCUGGCUGCUAGUCUUCUCCGCAUGGUCUUCAAACGGCCCACUUACACAGCUUGGAACCACACCACGGGAUCUGAAACUAGCCUGGAGUAUCCUGGAUGGGCUCUGGUCAUGCUCUCCAUGCUAAUCAUCGUAGCAUCCCUCCCUGUGCCCAUUGGCUUCCUGUUCUCCUUCCUCGGUGGACGGAGCCUACCAGUGGAGGAGGGCGAGACUGAGCCUCCAAGAGAACGAUACUCCAAAUGCAAUUCUGCUGAGCCAGAGCCGAAUAACCACCACUCCCCACUGGACGAAGACAGGAACCGGCCUCGCUCCACCUUCCUUCCACUGGGUGCUGAACACUACAGGCUGCUCCCACAACAGGAAGAGGGAGAGGAAGAGGGAGAGGAAGAGGAAGACACUGGGCUGUAAGGAAAUGCAGGGACAAAUAUAAAUUCAACAGGUGUUUGAGCAGAAAACUAAAAGACUAUUUAUUGAUCAGUAUUGGAGUUUUUUUUAAUGGAGUGGAGGGAGGCGGACUCCAUUUAUUCUCAUUAUGCUAAUGAACAUUCAUGAAACAUAUUAGUCAGUCAAGGCCCUAUUUGAGAGGGAUGCAUUUUGCAAAUGCACCAAUCGCUGAAUUGCUUUGUUCUUGAAUCCCUAAAUGAACAUAGUGAUGUGCUCUAUGCCAAAAGUGCCUCUUAAAGGGAUAGUUCACCUAAAAUUUUCAAAAUGAGGGCACUUUUAUUUUCAAAGAUUUAUAUUCUCACUCUCAGGCCAUUCAAUAUGUAGAUGAAUUUGGAACAGAUUUGAAGUUAAAACCAUCUUCAUUCAUUUCUUUUUCAUAAACACGCAGCUUUUCACUUCAGAAAACAUUAAUUCAGGGGUAGACAAGUUAGGACCUGGAGAGACGCAGUCCUGCAGAGUUCAGCUCCAACCCUAAAAAAACCCUCACCUCCCUGUAGACUUAUUAAUCCUGAAGACAUUGAUGAGCUUGUUCAUGUGUGUUUGAUUAGGGUUGAAGCUGAACUCUGCAGGACUGCGGCUCUCUAGGACUG